Chondrus crispus (carragheen) is the source of this 270-nucleotide messenger RNA. RefSeq lists its product as hypothetical. The record is from RefSeq and is a predicted model, not a curated record. Lineage: Eukaryota; Rhodophyta; Florideophyceae; Gigartinales; Gigartinaceae. Bases 1 to 270 code for a protein of 89 amino acids. The transcript has a single exon.
AUGAAAUAUGGAGCGCAAGAGGGGGCGGUAGUAUUCGAUGAUGCCAGGGUUCCCAGGAAGGAACACUACGUGGGUGUGAGAAGCAGCGUUUGGGGCGGUCAGGGGGAGAGAAUGGCGACGGUGGCCGAGACGGAGAAGCUCGCCCCGCACGCCAGUGUUGCUUGUGAAGACUUCAGUGGCGGGCAGGGGGGGAAGAGAGAUGCGGGGUUUGUAGACAGAGAUGGUGGACUUGGCGCCGGAGGUUUUAGCUAUCAGCCGGCGGGGAGUUAG